Messenger RNA from Procambarus clarkii (red swamp crayfish), 9491 nucleotides. NCBI's taxonomy places the organism in Eukaryota, Metazoa, Arthropoda, Malacostraca, Decapoda, Cambaridae. The record is from RefSeq and is a predicted model, not a curated record.
GCGUAGCCCCGGAGCGAGCAUAGUGGGCGCAGUGUGUGACGACAACACUGGGAAGGGAGUCCAAGUUUUCGCUGUGGUGGAUGUGGUGGCUGUGGUGAUUUUCCGGCCAUUUUUACAAGAUCUAAUCGAUAUUUGGAUAUACACAAGGUCUUAGAGGCGCUAAACUUGUUGACUGUACUUGGUCAGAGGUUCUCUGGCCCCGUGCACGUAACUGUGGGUACAGUGUAGACCCCCCAGGUACAGGGGGUACAGUGUAGACCCCCAACUACAGGGGUACAGUGUAGACCCCCAGGUACAGGGGUACAGUGUGGACCCCACCCCCAGGUACAGGGGUACAGUGUAGACCCCCCAGGUACAGGGGUACAGUGUGGACCCCAGGUACAGGGGUACAGUGUGGACCCCAAGCUACAGGGGUACAGUGUAGACCCCAGGUACAGGGGGGUAUUAUCGUGUUUAAAAAGUGUUGUGUGAAGGCUCCUCCGGGCAUCAUGUGAGAGAGGUGAAGCAAGUGUGUAUAUAUAUAUUAAGUGUUUCAGGAAAAGUGUAGAGGUCUUCCAGCCGGCGGCGUCAUAUAUUUGGUGGAUAUGUGAUUAUUCUCAAGUGCAGUUAAAAUUUUGCCCCGAGGGGCGAGUUUAUUGUGCAGCGCCAUCUUAAGUGCAGUGUUUUGUGUGGUGACUUGUGUGGGUGGUGUUGGCGUAGUGAUGAUGUAGUCGGGUGUGUGGCACCACCACAGCACGGAUGACUUCUCAGGAAUGGUCACCAUGAUCAACCGACCCCAGCACUUGCCGUGGACUAGCGCCACUACCGCCAGGAGCCACCACCAGAGGUAAGCCGAGGCCAGGACUACCUUGUGUGCUGUAGGCCGGCGAGAGCAUGUCGUCGAGGGAGCGGUCGUCGGUGAAGGACCGCGAGAGACUGAAGCAGAGGGCGCGGGAGAUGCGGGAGCACCAGGCGGCGGUGGGGCUGCAGGAGCGGGAGCCGCAGCCCGUCGUCUUCGACGUGGUGCGUCGCUCCCCCAACAUGACCGGCAUCACCGACAACAACGUCGAGCGCAUCCUGGGCAAGUACGACAACUUCGCCAGGUGCGGCGGCAGCAAGAUGAGCAUGGUGGGCGUCGACCAGCAGCCGCCCACGCCCAGGCCCUUACACGACCCUGACCUCCACCUCAAGCCCCCGAGCCAGGUCCCGGGGCCUGGCUCCGGCUCCUCUUCCUCCUCUAAGUCGUCACAACGACCUCUUCCGCCCCCGCAGUCGUCGCCCAACGGGACGACGCGGCCGCCCAAGCCGCUCCCCUCCUCGAUAAAGCCGCCGCACCCGCCCUCGAACCACGCCCACACGAAGAACGGGGAGGUGAAGGGUAACUUGAAGGGUGGCCCGGGUCCUGGGCCGGGCGACGGUGGCGGUGGCGGCAGGAAGGUAACGACGCCCCAGGGAAAGGCCGCCCUCCCGCCCAUCAAGGUGGAUGGCGGGGCGGCGCCCGUGGACAAGACCAUCCAGCAGAUCAUGUACGAGAUGUCCAUGAAGAACCCGGUGUCCGCCAUCGUCCAGACCCCCAGACACGACCACGAGGGCGCCUUCUCCUUCUCCGCCGCUCACAAGGACGGCAAGAUGGCUCGCUCCACUCCUCUCGCUCCAGACAGACUGGGCAAAGGUCUGGACAUGUCGCUGUUAAAGCAGCCCAAAGCACUUGAUGGAAGUCAUGUCAACGAUGAGCUCAUUCUUUCUGAGGACAGUGAUGAUGACGAGACAAGGGUCAGUGAUACAACAAACAGCAGGCCGGUGUCCAGCUCAGCCCAGUUUGGUACUCCUGCUAGUCAUUUGCAGUCUUCUAUAGGGCCUCCUACCAACUCCAUCCCCCCACUGUCACCAAUUUCACCAAAGACAUCAGAGGAAUCUUCCUCUUCAGAUGAUACCAGUGAUUCAGAUGUGUCUUCCAAUAGUGCGUCUGACGACGAGCAACCCGAGUGCUCACCCACGCCUCAAGAGAACAAAUCGAAAUCAUCAUGGACGCUGGAUAACUUCAUCCAACCGAGGAAGACCAGUUCGCCUUUAUCACAGGGGACGCCUGCUGGUGGGCCUGGUCUGAGGCCUGAGAGCAACCCACCCAUCGAGGCUACAGUACCUGCUCCAACAUCUAGAGAAAAGCGGGAUCGUCGUAUCAGUAAGCCACCCGCGGCAUUUAAUUCUUCUGUUCGUGGUGCAAGGGCUGUUGUGGAUGUGAGAGGGCGAGGAAAACCUGAGAAGGUUGGUCACUACGAUGACUCCUCAGAUGAUGGGGAACCUCAUCCACGGCCGACUCCUCGUGUCUCUGCUGAGUUGCGGCAGACACCAAAGCAUGGUAGGGACCAUGACUCUAGGGUCAGGUCGUCAAAGACAAAGACAUCAAGUAAUCAUCCAGUAUGCUCAGACAGUGACUCAGAUCUUGAGCCUAUCUUUUCCAGGAAACCUGGAGCAACCCAGCCUUCGAAUGGUUCUGUUAGUGUUGGUAAAGGCAUACCAAAAGUGUCGGAGAAACCUCCCAAAACCAGUGUUCUUCAAAUGUACCGGGAGUCUGCAAAAAAACCACCAAGGAAGAGAUCUGACUCCUCAAAGAAAGAUAGUCAUAUAGGUGCCAAAUCAGAGACUGGAAAAUCAAAACGUGUAACGACAUCCAUGGAAUUUGUUCCAUCUGACAUAGAUUCUGAUUCUGAUAGUGAUAGAAUUAUAGAUGUAGAAAGUACAUCACCAGAAAAAAUGCCAUCCAGGGUUGCACCGUCUUCUCGGUGUACACCUUCAAGGACACCUAAGGAAUCAUCAAAAGUUGCUCCUAGUCCUGUGAAAACUGUCCAGGCAAGCCCUCAUGUAUCUCCCAUGACUUCUGUUAGUGUUUCUAAUAAGACUAGUGUAAAAAGACCAAGUGGUGGACUUAGUGAAGCCAUAAGUUUAGAAUCAUUAACAAGCAAAAGUGAGGAUGAAAUGCACUCUCCUUGUCGAGGCCAAAGUAGUUCUCAAAAAGUAGACAUUGUCAGAGACAAAGGGGCGCUAGUGAACCGGGCAUUUAGCACAUCAGUUAAGAAAACCAAAGGGGGAAGGGAAAGGGACCCAGUGGAAAAGAAUAAGAAAGCAAAAACUGUAUGUGAUCCAAGAAAAGUUAGUGGUAGUAAUAAAGACAUGAGUGAGAAAAGUGAUAGAGAAAGAAGUAGAGGCAUAAGUGAAUCAAGUUCGGUGGACAGCAGAUUAGAGGGGAGGCCGAUUACCUCUCCUGUAGUGAAUAAAUUAUGUAAGUCUCCCAUAGUUAGUGCAGAACCAAAAGUGCCCAUACCCCAGGUACAAUAUGAAAAUGGUGUUCCAAAACUCACAUGUACAAUACCCCUUAGCUUUAUUGACAAAGUGCCCAAAUCUAGUGUAAAUGGUGCAUUGUGUUUAAUUAAAACUGAAAUCAAGGAAGAAGCAGAUAAAAAGAAAGUCCUUGAUAAUAGAACUAAAGAAGGGAAAGGCAAAAGAAAAACGUGUGACCCAAACAGUAAAGCGCCUGAAGAUGUGUCAAAACGAAAAAUAAUUACGUCCAUAUUCGGUGGUGUUAAGAGAUUAGACCAUGAGAGUGAUGAGGAUAAAGUAAAAAAGGAGGUGAAAAAAGAAACAAUUGACAGUGAUGCUGAAUAUGAAAAAACUGGAAUUAAGUCGUCAAUCACUGUUAAAGAAGAGCCAGAUGAAACACCAAUGGGUCGGCCAGUCGGUGUAAGACAACGUAAUGUUUCUGCCAGUCCCAUGUCACCUGUUUCUUCUGAUACCUCAAGUUCCAGACAACACCGAAAGAAGAAGAAAGAUAGGCAGGCAGAGAAGUCUCCAUCCUCCCAUGAAAGAAAAAGGGCCAAAAGCAAUAGUGAACGUCAGCCUCUUGAGCAUCCAAGUUUAACUGCUGCUGGAAGUAACUCUUGUGAUGAUUGUGACUUACAGCGAAGUAGGAGGGGUGGUAGUGUUGACAGCGAGAAGUGCACUUCCUCGCGAAAACGGGCACAUGAACGGGAUAGCAGCUUGGAGAGUACAAGAAGCAGCUCCCGAGCCAACAGUGAGUCAGGAGAAAAACGCAGCAAGAAACCAAAGGUCUCAAAGGGUAAGGAUCCACCUGAGGCUGCUAUGAGUAGUCCCAGCAUGAGGUCAGCUAGUCAACGCACAGCCGACGACAGUCAAUAUGUCCGGACUCAGGAGAAGGAAGAUUCCUGGCAACUGAAAUAUCCUCAAAGACCCCAGCAUUCUCAACAAUCUAGUCAGUAUUCCCAGAAGGGCUACAGUGGUGUGUCGGAAGAUGCUGGGGUUAACCAAGAGUCAGAGUUUGGUGAGGAGGAAGAUGGGGCUGCUGGUGGCUCCCAAUCGUCGCAUCAGAGAUUCUAUAAUAAGGAGAAAGGUGAAGAGAGCGGUACAACUCCAAGUGCUGACAGUAGUGGUUAUGCUUCGCGGCCAGCAUCAGAACACGAAUCUAGAUUUGGCAGUGCAUCGUUUAGAUCAUCUGGAGACCAGGCCAAGAGCUCUGAUUUGGUAGGAACAGAUUCCUCUUCAUCAUCAGCUCAGAUGGAUAAUGGCACUCCAAUGGUUGCACCCUUAACCCAAAGACAAUCUGCCUCAACCACCACAUCCUCAUCUGGUUCUGCUACCUCCACCCCUGCUGCUGCUAGAGCAUCUUCAGAACAAUCACUACUGCAUGGACAGUAUGCUAAUCCUCAAGAGCGACUGUACACAUCAUAUUUUGAAAAGAGAUUACGAAAGAUUGACAGGGAUUACAUGGGGUAUUUGAACACGGCCAAGCAGCUGAAGCACAUAGCUGAUGGAGAGACAGAUCGAUCCAUGCAAGCCAUGAAGUACUUGGAGGCAGCGCUGUACUUUAUACUCAGUGGGGAGGCCAUGGAGGCCGACCAUGAUGCUUCAGCAUCACUCACAAUGUACAAGGACACACUUAACUUUAUUAAAUGGGUAUCAUCUGUAUUCAGAAGAGAGAACCAAGAAGGAUCAUUAAACUCAAAAUUAGCUGUUAUUAGUUUACGAUGUCAAAGUUUAUUGUCUCUAAAGAUUUAUAAGAUGCGAAGGAAUGAGCACAAGGAAAACCAGAGGCAGCUUAACAGAUAUUUUCAGAAUUAUAACAAAACUGGAGGUGUAGAAACAGGUGGCAGCAGUAGUCAGCAGUGGGGCGGUCAGAGAGCCACUGGUUCUCCAUCUCACUUGUCACAGACUCCUUCACCUGCUGGAUCUGUUGGCUCGGAAGGUUCUCAGUCGUCAGGUUACACCACAAGCACAGAGGGCACUCGCUCUAAGGGAGGAAUUGUUGCUCCUCCGGUUGGUCACACUCCCCCACAUCCACAACCGCCUCAGGGGGCACAUGCCACAGUACCUGUUGUACCUGUGCCUGUUCACAUCCAUGCCCUUAUCAUCAAGCAAAAUCAGCUCUCUAGCCAUCUUGCCUCAGCUCACGAUAUGUGGAUAGAAGCUGACCACUAUGUCUCUCAAAAUGGCAUGCAAGAUUUCUUCAUAGAGCUGAAUCGUCAGGUUAGUCCGUUAACCCUCCACUCCUCCCUGUUUGAGCUUGUGUGUUAUGUGCAGUAUGGCCUCCACAGACUCAGGGACUAGUUGUCGCUGUCCACGUCUAGGUUCUGCCACUACUGCUCUUCAUGCCCAGGGUUUGCUUGGUCACAUCCAACUGUUCCAGUAGAACUUGGGAAGAUAUUAAUAAGAGAUUCAGCGUAAUGGGCAAUGGGACCUCUGGUGUAGCAAUCUCAAGAAGCCUGAUUUCCUGCACAGCUCUCUAUGCCUUGUCAUCAAAUAAGUGAGCAUAUAUUUCGCAUCUUAUGAAGUAACUCAUUAAACAGGAUCCAGAUACUCAAGGAAAUAACUUAAAUACAGUUUAAUACAUUAGUGUAGUGUAAUCAGGCUAUGUGAAAUUUGUAAAGGUUGUUCUCAGAUCUCACUGGAGAUGAAAGGCAUAGGAAUAAGUUCUGCUAGUUAACAAAUACUGCAGUCAGUGUGGCAAGUACACGAGGCUAAUGUUAUAUCCUGCUAGCUACAUGCAGUAUGGGAGCCCAAGAUCCCAAACAUUUGGCUUCCUGUGUGUGACAACUGUGAUGCCUUAUCAUUAAAUUUAGUUAUGGAUGGUUUUAUACAAAUAGUCUCAAUGUUUUUAUUAUUAUUAAUUAUUAUUAUUAUUAUUAUUAUUUUGUGUUAUACUUCCCACCCAAAAUGUACAAAUUUGCUGAGAGGUCCAUGUGUGUGAAGACAAUGCCUUGUGUGCUCUUAUGAUGUUGAAGUGCAUUCAUGGCCAUUCUCCCAAGAGGUGCUCCAAAACCACUCUCCUAUGUUUAUGGUACUUGAGAGUAGCUCUUAUAUGCUGAAAAUGGCCAGAUUAAUGUCUUGGAUAGUCAUCGUGACACUAGGUGAGGUAUCAAAGUUGGUUGCCUGACCAAUAGAGAUCGUUUUUGUAGCUGUAUAGCUGUAGACUCUUUUGGCACAUAGUAAAUAUUGAACAAGGGACAGGACAAAAUGAUUCACUUGUUAUAGGCCAGCAGCGAGGUAACCCUGAAACAAAACGCAGCAACACCUCCUCUGUGGGGAGGUGAGCCUGUAAAGAAAAUUUAUAUUACACCUCAGGUAAUGCAUUAAUGGCAAUAAUGCAGAAAUGAAAGUGGUUUAUUCCAGAAACCAUCUCGAAUGAGUCGUCUAAGAAAUUGAAAAAGACGGGUGUAAAGUCAAAGGUUGUGCUCGUGAAGGGUUGCUUUGCUGUGCUGUGCCCAGUGUACACCUGCCUGGUUCUGCUGGCCUGUUUGGCAAUUUAAAUAAUAUAUUGUGGCAUGUAACUGAGCACACACUCCCUGCCAGAUGUAUAUUUUUGUACAUAUUUUGAGAUUUAAUAAUGGUACUGACCAUAACUAUGUUACUGAUAUAGUACUUUGUACUGGGCUUUAAUUCCCAUGAAAAUCCUGAACUUUUGUAAGUAACGAAAGUUGAAAAUGACAAAUGUAUGGCAAUGUUUUGAAUUAUUUUGUCCUUUUAGGGCAAUAUUGUUAAGUAUACUUAAUUUUAUGGAUGCUCAUAUGCUCGUUAUAGAUGAUAUAAAGUUGAUAUUUGUACUUGUAGACCUAAAUUAUAUUGAACCAUAAAUGCAUUAAAUUAUUUUCUUGUCACAAACCUAUAUGAGAUUUAUUCUCAUUCACUGAUGAAAGGCCAUUUAUACUUUUUUCUUCUGGUUGUCCAUUUAAUAAUCUCCUUGACUCUGGUUGCCACUGAACGUUGAUCAUGAGUGGGCUGUCUCUUCCCGUCCCUUAAAACAGAUGGCAGCUUUCUUUUUAGAAAUCCUCCCAUAUUGUUUGGAAAAAUCACAAAGUAUUUGACAAACUGUUAAAUUUGACAAACCUUGUUUCUGUGAUGAAAUAUAUUAACAAACUUUUAACUAGGUGUCUUCAUUUUUCCUGCCUUGCCAUUUCUCACCCAUUCAUAUUGCAUAUUUUAUAUCAGAUUAUUAUUCAUUAAUAUAAUAGAUGAUUCAUAUAAACUAUUAAUAUUUGUUACUCAAAAUGGCAAGUGUAAUUUAAUACUGCCUCAUGUCUAUUGUGUAAUUUUUGUUAGUGUAAUAUUGGUCCUUUUAUAACAAACGCUUGCCAUGUUGAUACCAGGUGGUAACCAGAGGUGGGUGAUGAGGGUAGGUGGUUGAAACCUCACUAGGGACACAAGCUCCUGUUGUGUACACAAAUUGUCUUCCUAGUAUGCCCGAGCACUAGAGGAUACCACCAUUUUGUGUGUUGUCACUCCUUUUUGUUUAUUGUUCAUUCUCAAAUACGUAAGUUCAGCCUUAAUUGGCAAAGCCAAAGCUGGUACAACAUGUUUUUGACUCAUUGUUGGUUAAUAAUGGUUCUUCUGUAUCAAUAGCUUUGAACCAGUGACUGCAAUAUUGUUUGUUUACAAAUUUAUUAAAAUGUUGAAAGUACUUGUUCCAUUAUUUAAUAUAUUUUUGGUGGAGUUAAAAUUUGUGUCCCUGGUGAAAUGGGGCAGCUGAACUGCCAGGGUCAAGUUUACUAGGUGACUGGUCUGUGUGUGGCCUUGCUGCCAACCAGGUGGUGGUAGUUAGCUGGCUGGACAGCUCUAGCAGCGAUAGGAAACCAUGCUGCUGCUCACUCACCACACAUCUUUGCCUCAAUCAUAUUGCUUUACUUAUUUACCAGAAGAAAUUCAGGUUAGGUAGUGAUGUUUUGAUCUGUGGUUUAACUUUCCGUUGAACAGAAAUAUGCACAAAGUUAUGCAGUUCCCAUAGGCUCUGAGCCAGUAAGAGAGAAUUAAAGUAACCGAGACAAACUAUUUUCAGUGUUAAGGACAGUGUAGAAAUGUGAUAUGUAAAUGCCAUUGGCGAGUAAUAAUGCCAACACAGUACAAUAUCCAUCCGCAAGUAUAGCGGAUUUUGCGCCCCAUGCAAGUCUGCCUAGUGUGGCCCUAACUCCUUUAAUUUAACCCUCAAACAUUAACAGUAAUAUAUUAUGCCUCUGUCUAUAAGCAUUCAGUUCUUCAGUUUAGCAGCCUUUUUUGCUCUCUUUUUGUAAAACUUAUCUUUAAGUCAACCACGUAUGUUUUUGCAUUUUUCCCUACACUUUGACAAUAUUUUUGGCUGUAUUGGGGUGUAUGUAAAUUGUUUUACUAUGGAUCAAGAACUGUGCCUCAGAGCCUUCCAGUGGCCAGGACUUGGCAGGUAAGGGAACCCUGCUCUUAUGUGCGUGUUACCGCUCCCCACAGUCCCAAUCCCAAACAUGAUUCACUCGUCUGACCUAUCCUGUUAAAUUUGAAGUAAUCUUUUCCCUGUAUCUAAAAUUCCAUUCCUUUACUUAUCAUUUUAGUAGCAUUAUUCUUGGCAUAUUCCGACUCCUCUUGCCUUCUGACCUAGCAUUUUAUUAGUAUAAUUUGUUGUCAGUGUUUUUUAUAUUAAUUUUUUAUAUAGAUUUUUAGCUUUCACUUCUUGGUUCCUUAUUAUGCCAGAUAAUUCAGCUCAUCAUCCUCCUCCACAUCAUGACCAUCAGUCACUUCACAUCAUUUAGGAUUUCCCCCUCGCAUAGAUAUAAUGAUACCAUUGUUGCUCCUCUGUUAUAGAAGUGAACCCUUCUAUAACAGAUGUACUACUUCCUCCUGCCUACACGUUCACUGUGUGCGCGCUAGCCUUGGACAAGGGUUGCUGUGGUGUGGACGUGCUCGGAGUGUGGCCGAGACUUCACUCAACCACACACUCACUCAUACAAGACCAUCUCUUACAGAAAGUGUCCUUCCUAUAACCCAUACUCUCUGACCUUAUUUAUUAUGACUUAAGUAGUGGUAUCAUUUUGUGUUUGGGUGCCUGGUGUAGAGGAACCCAAAAGCUGUACAAAAGGACAGUCUUAUUUCAAAUCUAUGCCAAGAUUGUAUCUACAAUAAGUAAAUGAAUAAUAAAUAACACAUGCACAGUUUGCUGUUUUACAGAUAUAUCAUGUAAAUAAUAAAGUAUUUCUUAUGUU